UUGCUGAAUUAUUUGUAUACAUCCUUGGGAUUUUCCACCUUUUGAAACUGCAGGCAAGAAGUUACAGACGCUCUUUUUAGAUGUAGAACUACGGCGCCCUCUGGUGACGAUCAUCAACUAUAAUCGAAUCGAUUGCUCCGGCAUCAUCUUGCUAUGCCUUGUUGUACUGCCGCUCUAGUCUCGCUCCAUAAACAUUCGGAAAUAACUCGAUUCAUUUGAAACUAAAAUGUUUUAAAAACCACUGGCUGGGUUGAAUAUUAGCUAGUUCUCAUAAAAAAAAAUGGAAAGGAAAAAGUUUAAUAUUAACCUCGACGACUCUGCUUUCACUAAGAAAAGAACACCGGUGAAGCCCCUGUUUCAGCCGUCAUCAAAGGCAGGCCUUACUGUCUCAACCAAGUCUGAAUCUUCUAAUCUGCCAGUACCACCUCUAUCGGCCGGCCAACCACAAUCCUAUGCAGAGUUCGUCGUCCAGAGCAGUAGCCACGCACGUCAUCCUCCACCUCGCCUUCCUUCCAACCUGCACAAGGAAGACGCUGCGCCCAGGGCGACAGCCAACAACGCAGAAAGAAGCACAGGAGAGGAGCUUGCCACUUCCAAGCCGGAUCCUAGUGUAGAGGUUCCUGGCGGGUCUGACAUGGGUUCAUCCUCCGCAGUAAGGGCUGUGAAGCCCUGUGAAGAGCUUGGAGAGGCUGGGGGGGCCAGUGAUGGAGGUGGACCUCCAGGAGGUGAGCAGGAGGAGUGCCUGGGUGCUGGGAGGGAACAGCAACAGGCGGAGGGUCACAAGGUUGGCCCAAGCAGCCUGGGCCCCAGAGCGGUGGGGUCGGGGAACAGCAUCAUUGUCAGCCCUCGACAGAGAGGAAAUCCAGUUCUGAAGUUUGUAAGGAGCGUUCCCUGGGAGUUUGGAGAAGUGGUGCCUGACUAUGUCCUGGGACAGACCACGUGUGCUCUCUUCCUCAGUCUGAGAUACCAUAACCUCAACCCUAACUACAUCCACGACCGUCUAAAACAGCUAGGACAAACCUUCAUGCUCAGGGUCCUCCUGUUGCAAGUGGAUGUGAAAGAUCCACACCAUUCGCUGAAAGAGCUGGCUCGGAUCUGCAUCAUGGCUGACUGCACUCUCAUCCUGGCCUGGAGCCCCGAGGAGGCAGGGCGCUACCUGGAGACGUUCAAGUCUUACGAGAAGAAACCUGCUGACCUGCUGAAGGAGCAGGUGGAGAAGGACUACCUAUCUAAGGUGACUGACUGUCUGACCACAGUUAAGUCUGUCAACAAGACUGAUGCCAUAACCAUGCUGUCCACCUUCUCUUCCAUUGAGGGUAUCAUCAAGGCUUCUAAAGAAGACCUGGUGUUGUGUCCCGGGCUGGGGCCACAGAAGGCCCGGCGUCUCUAUGAUGUGCUCCACCAGCCCUUCUUAAAGUCCAGGAAGAAGGAGAGCUGACUGGGCCUUUUUCCCAGUCUUCAUCAGUGCCUGGCCCCUGUCUGGCCCCUGUCUGACUAACCUAUUUCACAUUGUAACCUACAGCAACAAUGCUUGUUGGUUUGUGAAAUGAGGACAGGAAAUCUGUUGUACAGAACUGUGGUUUAGUGCUGAACCAAGCCUUGGCUUGCUUCCAAUAUGAAACUUUGCAGAGUUCUAUAUUUGAAGAGAAUGGAGCAUCAUGAAAAGAGGCUGGUGGUGUUCAUUAACCACAUGGAGAGAUUCAGUAUUUGACUUGUAAUGCCUUUUGGAAAGGAAUUGAAAAGACAAUAUGUGGUGUUUUUAUUCUUUUUACAACAUGUGUGUGCUUCUUAAGUACAUAUUCUACGUUGCCUGUAAAAUAUUUUUUGUAUUUUAUAGCUUUUUUCUCAAUAAAGAUGAUUAACAAU
Messenger RNA from Hypomesus transpacificus, 1866 nucleotides. It is a transcript of the gene ercc1, whose product is annotated as excision repair cross-complementation group 1. NCBI's taxonomy places the organism in Eukaryota, Metazoa, Chordata, Actinopteri, Osmeriformes, Osmeridae. Bases 281 to 1438 code for a protein of 385 amino acids. The record is from RefSeq and is a predicted model, not a curated record. Gene Ontology annotation, molecular function: single-stranded DNA binding; damaged DNA binding. Gene Ontology annotation, biological process: UV-damage excision repair; nucleotide-excision repair; mitotic recombination. The transcript is spliced from 9 exons. Gene Ontology annotation, cellular component: ERCC4-ERCC1 complex; nucleus; nucleotide-excision repair factor 1 complex.